GCAGAAUUUCUGUCGUUAUCUUCGUAGCUGGCGAUCAGAGCCCGCUAACGUCCUCGGUGAUAAGAAAUUCAGUUCGACGUCGCUCAGCCUAUUCCGACACACCUUGUGUCAAAUCGAAGCGGAGUACGUGCCCGGCGUUUUUAAAAUCGGAGGUUAAUUAAGGCGGGGCGGCUACGUCGCGCAAUUUUGAAUGAUAGUUAUCUGCUAUGGCGACUACCGCGGGCGACAGGAAGCCGACGGUUAUCAUUUUAGGAGGAUGUGGAUUUAUAGGGCGUAACCUGGUGGAGUACCUGCUGAGUAAUGACCUUGUUUCGUACUUACGAGUGGUUGAUAAAGUACCACCGCAGACAGCAUGGCUCAACGAAAGGCAUAAGGAAUUGUUUGAGCAUCCGCUGCUUGAAUUUAAAAGUGCCAAUUUAAUUAAUACAGCAUCUUGUCAGAGUGCUUUCGAAUCCGAUGAUGUUAUCGAUUAUGUGUUCAACUGCGCUGGUGAGACAAAAUGUGCACAAACCGAUCCUGUUUAUAAGGAAGGAAUUCAUAAAUUGAGUAUGAAUAGUGCUCAGCAUGCUGCUCAGCUUGGCGUUAAACGCUAUGUAGAGAUUUCGGCGGGCAAUCUCAGCUCUUCCGAAAAGGCGCCACAUAAAGAAGACGAUGCUUGCGAUCCAUGGACGUUUAUAGCGAAGUAUAAACUUCAAGUGGAACACGAUCUGAAGGAAAUUCCAGGAUUAAAGUUCACUGUACUGAGACCAGCUAUCAUUUAUGGUCCUGGGGACAGAAAUGGCUUAGCACCACGUUUGGUGGUCGGGGCAGUUUACAAGCACAUUGGUGAGAUGAUGAAGCUGCUCUGGGGCCCAGACCUUCGCAUGAACACCGUACAUGUAAGGGACGUAGCCAGAGCAAUUUGGCACGUUUCCACCAGACCCGAGACAAUUGGCCAAACGUACAAUGUAGUUGACGAAGGUGAUUCCACUCAAGGGUCGAUUAGCGCCAUUGUGUCGGAAUUGUUUAAUAUAAACCACGAUUACUGGGGCAAUACAUUAUCAACACUAGCAAAAACCGACAUGAGCACUGUCGUUGAGGAGGUAAACGACAAGCACAUGGGGCCAUGGGCGGAAGCAUGCAGUAAAGACGGAGUGGAAAACAGCCCUUUGUCUCCGUACAUCGAUCAAGAGCUGCUGUACAAAAAGCACUUGUACUUGCAGCCUGGAAAACUGACAUCAACGACUGGAUUCACGUACUUAUACCCGAAAAUUACUAAAGAAGCUCUCAAAGAGGUAUUAGAUGAUUACGUGGAAAUGAAGAUAUUCCCACAUUCCUUGGUACUGUGAUCAUCGGUGACCAGCACCGAUAGCCAGUGAAGCAUCACAAGCAAAAGACUCCUUUUAGCAAACAAGCUAUUAUUCUCCAAAGCAAGUUCUCACCUUGUGCCUAUAUCGUUUAUGAUAGAAUAUAUAUAAUUAUAUAUAUACGUGCGUGUAUAUAUAUAUACAUAUAUACACUUUGUUAAGCGGCCAAUGCCAAUGCGCGCACCGAAGGAUCGAAAAAUGACGGCUUUACCAUGGCAGGUGGAAAGUAGGAAUGCCUACGAUAGACCCAACUGCCCCAUGUGAUAAAACGUAGCAAUGUACUUAAUUUUAAUUCUAACCUGAGUUUCAGGUUCGAUUGGUCGAUUUACGCAGAGCGCUAGUCAUUGCAUUCUAUCGUGUUGCGAUUAGAAAUGAGAGAGGUUUUCCUUCACUAGGGAUUUCGUAGCGAGAGCACCUUGAGAGGUUAGGAAACCUGCGAUAAUUCGUAGUUCACGAAUAGAGACUCUUCCGAGCGUAGAAGCGACCAUGGAGGGCCUAGAACGAAAAGUCGACUAGCUGAAGCAAAAUCCGUACACGAGGGACGAUUUCCCUCGCCCUUUUCUACGAGCGAUUAACGGAAUCGGUUCUCGACUUCCGCGUCCACAAUUGUUCCGGUAUUUCUUCGCAGAUUCAAGGCCGCAAUGCUUGCGAUUAUCUAGCCGGUAGGCGCGGAAGUGAUAACGCGUUCGGUCAAGUACAAAUAGUAUUAACAUACGAACGAAAUUUACUCAUUCCUGACUUGCGCCGCGACGAACGUUUUCACGUAGACUUUAAGGUGACAUAAAAGUAUUAUAUGUACAUACGGAAACGUCAAAAAUAUUUAUAAAACUUUUCUCCAAACAGGGUGUAUCGAAUAACUUGAAACUUCAGCAUGUGAUUAUG
Molecule: messenger RNA, 2228 nt
Organism: Orussus abietinus
Lineage: Eukaryota; Metazoa; Arthropoda; Insecta; Hymenoptera; Orussidae
Exons: 8
Coding region: 207-1328 (373 amino acids)
Source: RefSeq, a predicted model, not a curated record